Messenger RNA from Geodia barretti, 602 nucleotides. The record is from the annotation of a GenBank genome assembly. Lineage: Eukaryota; Metazoa; Porifera; Demospongiae; Tetractinellida; Geodiidae.
AAAAUCGUCACGGGUCCAAUGCGUCCGACCGUGUGUCUUGACUAGCUAGCUGCGGCCACGACUACAGGGACCCUCCGAAGGCGAGGAAGCCUGCCUGAUCGAGUGAUAUCUCCUCUUCCGUCCGCUCCUCGCAGCUUCGUAGGAAUCCCAGGAUGGAAGAGGAUGACCCUAGAAUCAGUCUUCUGAAGAAGCAGACAACUCAGGUGACUGAGACUGCGAGGGAGAAUGUGAGGAAAGUCGUUGCCAGGGGAGACAACAUAGACGACCUCCAGCAGAGAGCCGAAAGCCUGCAGCAGAGUGCUCACCAUUUUGAUAUAAAUGCCACUCGUCUUCGAAGAAAAAUGUGUUGGCAAAGUAUCUCGUUAUGGAUACUUCUACUGAUAGUUCUGGUGAUCAUACUUCUCACACUAAUUGUCUCAAUUGCUGUUGUUGUAGAGAAAAACAAGAAGAAAAAUUGACCAAAGACAAUCAUAUUUUGUGUAUCAUCUCACAUGACCAUUAAAUACUUUAUAACCCACAAUGUUCACAAAUUCAUGCAUGUGUGUGCACACAUGAUACAAGCAUGAUAAUUAUGUGGCUUGUGUAUUUACCUUAUGCAAGGG